Neltuma alba is the source of this 1269-nucleotide messenger RNA. RefSeq names its product phosphatidate cytidylyltransferase 1-like. The record is from RefSeq and is a predicted model, not a curated record. Lineage: Eukaryota; Viridiplantae; Streptophyta; Magnoliopsida; Fabales; Fabaceae. Bases 4 to 1269 code for a protein of 421 amino acids. Gene Ontology annotation, cellular component: endoplasmic reticulum membrane. The transcript is spliced from 11 exons. Gene Ontology annotation, molecular function: phosphatidate cytidylyltransferase activity.
GAGAUGCAUAGGGAUCAGAGUUGUAGUUCACCACGAACACCGAGAGCUCGGCAAAGAAGACGCUCAAACGAGAUUCCUUCCGAGAUAAUCAGGUCGGAUGGAAGCCAAUUGUUACUUGUCGAUGAUCAAUUCAAAUAUAGGUCAAUGUGGGUACGUGCACACUCAUCUCUGUGGAUGCUUGUGGGUGUUGCAGCUGCGAUAUACUUGGGUCAUCUUUACAUCUGUGCGAUGGUUGUUGUUGUCCAAAUAUUUAUGGCAAGUGAGCUCUUCAAUCUCCUGAGAAUAGUUCAUCAAGAUAGACGCCUCCCCAGAUUUAGGCUCUUGAACUGGCAUUUUUUCUUCACAGCAAUGCUCUAUGUAUAUGGCCGAAUACUCCGCCAACAGCUUGUAAAAACAGUGACAUCAGAUAAAUUCUUCUAUAGACUUGUGAGCAGCCUGAUCAAAUAUCAGAUGGCUAUAUGUUAUUUCUUAUAUAUUGCAGGUUUUGUAUGGUUUAUACUUUCACUGAAGAAAAAGACAUACAAGUAUCAAUUUGGCCAGUAUGCAUGGACGCACAUGAUACUUAUUGUGGUGUUUACCCAAUCUGCUUUUAUUGUCGCCAAUAUAUUUGAAGGGAUAUUCUGGUUUCUCUUCCCCGCAUUACUUAUUGCCGUCAAUGAUGUUGCUGCAUAUUUCUUUGGUUUCUUUUUUGGGAAAACACCUCUGAUCAAGUUAUCUCCAAAGAAAACAUGGGAGGGUUUCAUCGGAGCAUCUGUUGCCACCAUGAUUGCUUCAUUUACAUUUGCGAACAUUUUGGGCAGCUUCCAGUGGCUAACAUGUCCAAGGAAGGAUUUAUCUACUGGUUGGCUUCAGUGUGACCUUGAUCCACAUUUUAUGCCUGAGUAUUACUCCUUACCAAGAUUAAUUUCUUUUUGGUUUCCUUGGAAAGAGGUAGCAAUUUUGCCAGUACAAUGGCAUGCCUUGUGGCUCGGACUAUUUGCUUCCAUCAUAGCACCAUUUGGAGGAUUUUUUGCCAGUGGUUUUAAAAGAGCUUUUAAAAUCAAGGACUUUGGUGCUAGUAUACCAGGACAUGGCGGAUUCACUGACCGAAUGGACUGCCAGAUGGUAAUGGCUGUUUUUGUGUACAUCUACCAUCAAUCAUUUGUUGUCCCCGAAGACUAUUCAGUCGACAUGUUUCUGGAUCAGAUAACUAGGAACCUUUCAUUUGAGGAGCAGCAGGCUCUUUAUGGAAAGCUUGGGCAGAUAUUAAGUGAAGGGCAUUUUAUCUAA